Poeciliopsis prolifica (blackstripe livebearer) is the source of this 1349-nucleotide messenger RNA. It is a transcript of the gene ccnq, whose product is annotated as cyclin Q. Gene Ontology annotation, molecular function: cyclin-dependent protein serine/threonine kinase regulator activity. Lineage: Eukaryota; Metazoa; Chordata; Actinopteri; Cyprinodontiformes; Poeciliidae. Gene Ontology annotation, cellular component: nucleus. Bases 220 to 978 code for a protein of 252 amino acids. The record is from RefSeq and is a predicted model, not a curated record. Gene Ontology annotation, biological process: regulation of transcription by RNA polymerase II. The transcript is spliced from 5 exons.
GAACGAAGCGUGAUACAACAGAGCUAGCUAAAUGAAAAGAUAAACGUUUAGGAACUUCUCCUUUCCCCACCCUCCCAGUUUUUCUCUAAAAAAAAUAUUUAAUUUAGUGAGUGCCUUAAAGUGUGAAGGAUUUGACGGAGUUACAGUUAACGCCCACGUUGUUCUUUAGGGUCUCAGAGACCGUUUGGAUUUCGUGGUUUUCUUCCUGGCCCAGGUAUCAUGGAGGGCCCGUCCUGUCGGUUUUCUGCUGCGGCUGGAGAACCCCGGCCAUCGGGCAGGAGGGUCUCUGGGUCGGAGCCCUCGUGGGACACGAAGACUCACUUUCGUGUGUGUCGCUUCAUAAUGGAAACAGGAGUGAAGCUCUGUAUGCGCUCUGUACCCGUGGCAACGGCCUGUGUGUUGUACCAUCGUUUCUUCCAGCGGGUCACAUCCCGUGUUUAUGAACCCUACCUGGUGGCCAUGAGCUGCUUGUACUUGGCUGGAAAAGUGGAGGAGCAACACAUCCGGACCAGGGACAUCAUCAACGUGAGCCACAGGUACUUUAACAAAGGCAGUGCUCCUCUCGAAUGUGAUAAGGAGUUCUGGGACCUAAGGGACAGCGUGGUGCAGUGUGAGCUCCUCAUCCUACGACAGCUCAACUUCCAUGUCUCCUUUGAACAUCCUCACAAGUAUUUGCUCCACUACCUGCUUUCUGUAAAAUCACUGGUGAACCGGCACGCUUGGUCUCGAACCCCCGUGGCUGAGACGUCCUGGGCUUUGCUAAGAGACUGUUACCAUGGAGACAUGUGCAUCCGCCACACACCGCAACACAUCGCAGUAGCUGCACUCUACCUGGCGAUGAACAGCUAUGGAGUGGAGCUGCCCGUUGGAGAGAAGGAGUGGUGGCAGGUGCUGUGCGAGGACGUGACCAAAGCAGACAUCAGCGCUGUGAUCUCAGACCUUCUCCAGCUGUAUGACAUGGAGGCCAAGUGUAUCUGAAGGACAAAGCAAUGGACUGGAGAGCCACGUGGAAGCUCUGUUGGUGUCGGUGCGGGAAGAAGGAGAACAUCCUCUGAUCUGUGCAGUGGGCGGCUGGGGUUCAGGUGCGUUUGAAUAUGCGUGCAUCUGAGGCAGAGAAGACUUUGUUUUUGCCCCAGUUACCCUGUGGAGCUGAGAAAAUCGUACCCGCAGUACCGCUGUCUGCCACCGAGGGGAGACAUGUCUCACUUUUGGAUGUCUCAACACCACAUGUUUGUACUUCAGAUACCACAGUGGGAAUUUGAGAAGUCCUAGACCUCUCUGUGUAAUUAUUGGUACAUUGGUUUGUAAUAACAGAGAAUGAAUAAAAAUGUUAUGAAAUUGUGAACGAA